This is a messenger RNA of Sebastes umbrosus (honeycomb rockfish), 3328 nucleotides long. Its product is annotated as MORC family CW-type zinc finger protein 3-like. The record is from RefSeq and is a predicted model, not a curated record. Bases 110 to 3319 code for a protein of 1069 amino acids. Gene Ontology annotation, molecular function: zinc ion binding; ATP hydrolysis activity. Gene Ontology annotation, cellular component: nucleus; PML body. Lineage: Eukaryota; Metazoa; Chordata; Actinopteri; Perciformes; Sebastidae. The transcript is spliced from 19 exons.
CUGGCUCGUCCGUGACCGACACAUCUCUAGUCCCAUCACAGUGUUGUUGGUGUUGUUUGGACUGACUUCACAUCCUCUCACCGAGUCCGACAUCCGUAUUUACGGAGAGAUGGCGGCGCAGACAGACCGCGGUGUCCCGCUCAGUACGCUUUGUCCCAAGUAUCUUCAUACAAAUUCCACCAGCCACACCUGGCCCUUCGGCGCCAUAGCUGAGCUCAUAGACAAUGCCUACGAUCCAGAUGUCAGUGCCAAACAUUUCUGGAUUGACAAGAUUGUGGUCAAAGAAGAAGAAUGCCUCAGCUUUAUGGAUGAUGGAAAUGGGCUGGACCUUGAAACAAUGCAUAAGAUGCUCAGCUUCGGCUACAGUGACAAGGUUCCUGUGAAGGGUAUAAAGCCAAUCGGUAUGUAUGGCAACGGUUUCAAGUCUGGAUCUAUGCGUCUCGGCAAGGACGCCAUCGUGUUUUCGAAGUCAAAGAGUGUGUCAUGUGUUGGGAUGCUCUCUCAGACCUACCUGGAAAAGACUGGUGCUAACCAAAUAAGCGUACCUAUUGUCUGCUUUGAACAGAGAGAGCCAAACAAGUUCAGUGUAAGAGAGGAGCACAAAGCCAGUCUGCAGGACAUCCUAGACCAUUCCCCUUUCAAUACACAGGAAGAAUUGCUCCUUGAGGUCGAUGCCAUCAGUUCCAACCAGUCCACAGGGAAAACUGGCACACGGAUCAUCAUCUGGAAUCUCCGCAGGACAUCUACUGGAUCAACAGAGUAUGAUUUUUCGAAGGACCGUUACGACAUCCGAAUUCCAUCAGAUGUCUACGAGGAAAUGAUUGACACUUCUCAACAUGCAGACAGGUUGACGCCAUACAUCCCGCAGAGUUGUUACUCACUGCGGGCAUAUUGCUGUAUUCUCUACCUGAAGCCUCGGAUGCAGAUCAUCAUACGCGGUCAAAAGGUGAAAUCUGAGCUCAUUGCUAAGAGUCUGGCCUCGGUCAGAAAGGACUCGUACAAGCCCACGUUCCUGUCGAAAGGCAUUCGUAUCAUUUUUGGGUAUAACACCAAAAGUAAAGACCAGUAUGGCAUUAUGAUGUAUCACAAGAAUCGGCUCAUCAAAGCCUACGAGCGUGUGGGCUGCCAGCUUCAGGCAAACAACCAGGGUGUUGGGGUCAUUGCGGUCAUAGAGUGUGACUAUCUGGAACCUACCCACAACAAACAGAGUUUUAAUGAGACAGAUAAGUACAGGAAAACGAUGAACAAUUUGGGGACCAAACUGAAGGAAUACUGGAAUGAAAUGCGCUACAACAGAACCAGAGACCAUCCAAACAGCACCACACCAGUGGAAGAUACCAUGAAGCGACCAGAUCAAAACUGGGUGCAGUGCGAGGACUGUUCGCGCUGGCGAAAACUCCCUGAUGGGAUUGACUGCGAAAAGCUGCCAGAUAAAUGGUACUGCCGUAUGAACCCUGAUCCUCAGUUCAGGAACUGCCAGGUGGAGCAGGAGCCCGUGGACUCAGAUGAUGAGCAACCUUCAUACCGCAAGACCUAUAAACAACAAGAAAGGGAAGACAGAAGAAAGAGUCAAUUGAGAGAAAUACAACAGGCUGAGGCGGCUCGUUUGGCUCUUCUCGCCAAGCCAAAACAGGCCCCUAAACGACUGCAGGUUACUGGCCGUUCCCCCUCCACCCCAACUACCCCAAAGAGACGGUUUAACACUGUAUCAAUACAAGGGGGUGCUGUGAGGGCUGAAUCCUCGCCACUGAUGCCCGCCCCCCUUUCACAAGCUGCUUGCAGCCCCUCCAGUAGUGGUGGUCUUCCAGUUAUUACUAAUGUAUGCUCACUGUCACCAGGCCUCCUGAGGGGGAAAAGAACACAGCCUGUUACUUCACAAACAACGCCCAAAAGACCUAAAAUGAAUGGCGUCCAUCAGGGCAACUUGGAUACAUCCACAUUAAUGGAUGUGAGCCCACAGAGCUCCCCGUCACUGCUCAUUGAUAAUAAUGAUAAUAAUAAUGAUGAUGAUGAUGAUGAUGACACGGAUGAUGACAUUUCCAUCUUGGAGGCCGCCAGUACCCCAAAGCCAAAAAAGCCAGAUUUGACUAAAGUGAAGACAGAGCAAGAUCAAAGUGAUGAUAGCAUGAACAGGCCGCCCAGCUUCAACGACGAUGCUGCCGUGGAUGACGCCUCGGAGACGUUUGUUGCAGGAACGGGCUCUGCAGGGUCUGCCAAUCCCUCCCCAGAGCCACCUUCAGAGGUGGCGAGCAGCACCACCCAGACAGAAGUACCCAAAGUGAAGAAGGAAGAGGAGGACCAAAAUCAAACUGCAGGGCAGAGUACGUCAGCACAAACAUAUGUGGCCAUCGGUGUCUGCAGCACUGAGCAAAUUGUAAUCAAGCGAGAGAGCGGUGGAGACGCUCACAGUGAGAAUCAGGGAAAGCAGACCUUGCAGAACGGAGGGACGCAUCAUCUGGAUAGUGAAGAAGGUGCUGGACCUUCCUGUGCAAAUGUCGGUGAUGGGAACGACUCUCCACUUAACUACCCUAGUGUGACUGCAGUACAGGAACAGCAGGAACAGCAGGACCAGCUCCUAUACCUUAUGCAGACUACAGCAGAAGAGAGAGACUCCUUUAAAGAGCAGGUCCAAAUACUUACCUGCCAACUGCAAGACAUGCAGAGCAGACUCCAGGAACUGUCUCAGAUCAAUGUAAAGAAGGAGUGUUCUCACCAGGCCAGCCAGACGGAGGAACCCGAGGGUGGGAAGGACUACAAAGGUCUGUUUGAGAAGGCUAAACAGAAAGUCGAUGAACUGAUUAAGGAAAAAGAGCUUUUACUGGCAGCCACUGAGACCAAGCCCAGUACUGCCCGAGGUGAGGAAAAGGACAUUGAUGAGAUUGCACUGCAAGUUGACUGUCUGAUGCGGGAACUGGAUGAAAGAAACAACGAGAGGGAUGAACUGCGCUCACAGUUGGACAGUCUGGAGGAGGAAAGGGCAAACCUGGCAUCCCAGUGUGAAGAGCUCAGGUUGAGCCUGCAGCAGCAGGGGGAAAACGCACAAGAGAGAAGCACAACUCCACACACAGCCACUGAUUCUACUGUGCAAACAGAUCCAGAGGAGGCAGGGGCGACGGCGAACCCUGGCACAGAUUCAAACACAGCCUCAGAUACAUCCAGAAGUUUGAUUGAGCUGAGGCACAACGUCGGGCGCCUUCUCAUCUCCUACGUGCCUGCUCUGGACCUGGAGCUGGACCAAGUGAAUUAUGAAUGUAAUGUAAUUGAUGAGAUCCUAGAACAGGUUCUCACCAGCGAGGCAGAGGGACAGUACAAUACAUGAAUAAACAAA